Messenger RNA from Coniosporium apollinis CBS 100218, 621 nucleotides. RefSeq lists its product as uncharacterized. The transcript has 2 exons. The record is from RefSeq and is a predicted model, not a curated record. The coding region runs from base 1 to 621 and encodes 206 amino acids. NCBI's taxonomy places the organism in Eukaryota, Fungi, Ascomycota, Dothideomycetes.
AUGAAGCUUCUCAUCUAUUUGUUUGCACUUCUCACCGCUGUCAUCGCAUCACCAGCUAAGCCAGAGGAUCGAGCGCCUCGGGUCUACCAGCUCGUCGUUCACGCUCCGGGCUGUCUUGUGCACGGCAAAUCCAUCCAGCGCAUGGUGCAGCCCUCCGGAGUUCAUACUACAUUUGUGCUGGGUUACUUUCCCGAUCAAGGCUCAUUCGUUGAUACCUACAACUUCACUGCCCCGCCCAGCCCCGUCAGGGCAGCCCCAGGGCAUGCGCGGAAUCGCCUCCUCAAAUUCUACCCAAACACCGGAUGUGACUUCUAUGCAAAUUUAAUCGGCAAUGGGACCCACUUUAUGGUGUACGAUACAUGUGACCCUCCGGACAGUUUCCUCACGACAUCAACACAGAAGUGGGAAGAGUGGAAACUACUACGAAAGAGACGUAUCACCAAAGUGGUCUUCGGGACCCUCGACGACAUGGGCGGAUGGCACUUGUGCCGCAUAGGCAGCUGGUGGCCGGAGGAUCAUGCGAAUCUAGUGUGGAUCAAAGAUCCCAAGCGGGACAACAAGCCAACUGGCUGGGAUCGUUGCCGCGCAGUCGAUUUGCUCGCCGUCGAGACCAAUGUCUGA